GAUUGAAUUUACAACCCUGGGUUUAGCAGGCCAAUGCUCAAACCAAGUUUAUGUAGGCUGAGUUGUAUGCCUGGCUUGGCCCCACAGGGUGGUCUGACCGGAGUGGGGGCAAAGGGCCCACCUGCUGGAGGGAUGCAAGAGGCUUUCAGCAGCCUACUGUCCACUAGAAUCAGGCUCAUGGAAUGCCUGUGUUUUGCUGCAGGCAGAGGAGGCUGGUACCCUAGCCCUAAAUCUAACCCUGAGGUCACUGCUUCAUGCCUGGAUCCAGAGGAAAUCAAAACAGUUUGAUGAAUGGAAAUCAGGCUUUUCUGGUUUUCAGAUUUUCACCAGAAUUUUAUAGGGUUUUGCCCAUUGAUACUUGAGUAUUCUCUGAAAUGUUUUAAGUCACCAGAUGCGGUUUUCAAAAGUUGCUGCAUUACAGACAGAGAAGGGCCAUCGAGCUGAGUGUACAGUCUGGCUUUUCUGGGACAAAUGCAGAGGAUGGCAUCAUGAUUAGCCAGAGAAGGUUCCUCAGCCUAGGGAUCUAUCCUGUCUUUGGUUCACUUCUGUUGCACUGAAUUUUGGAAGUUUAAUUAAAGCAAAACUUCAUCUCCCAGAAAUUGUGGGACAGCUGGAAUCCAGCUGUUGUCACAUUCCCCUAAACAGUGGGGACCAAAUUGAUCACUGGUGUAAGUAGGUGCGACCCGGUUGACAUCUGUGGGGUAGCACCCACUCACACCAGGGGGAAAUCAGGCAAAGAGAGAAAGGAGAACAGUCUGAAUGAGCUUGGAAGGUGCCUAGACUGCCCUAAGGUCACAUAGCUGUAUGUAAUGUAACUGUCCAUAGAUGGGCCCUAGGUAGGGGGCAGAAGCCUGUCCAACACCUCUGGGAAUUUAAUAGCCCCCACUACUUCCUGCCAAGGGUAACAUCACUACUUUAACACCUGCCUCAUAAUUAAUGAUUGUACUUCUAUGUGUUAGUCUCAGUGAUGCUGUACUCGUAACACUGUGAGUCUGGCCCUGUAUUAACCAGCAGCUCUGCCUGUUUGAUAACAGUCCUGGAGCAGAGGUGACAGCGCAGUGGGAAUAAAGCCACGGACCCAAGCAUCCCUGAAGAAAACUGGGAAUGUAUCCAGCGGUUCUGUGACCAGGUGAAUGCAGACCUGGAAGGCCCGUCCAUUGCACCCAGGCUGCUAGCACAUAAGAUACAGUCGCCUCAGGAGAUGGAAGCUCUUCAUGCCUUAACAGUGCUGGAGACAUGUGUGAAUAACUGUGGUGAAAGGUUUCACUACGAAGUGGCAAAAUUCAGAUUUCUGAAUGAACUGAUAAAAGUGCUGUCCCCAAAGUAUCUUGGAACCUGGUCUACAGAAAAGGUCAAAUCGAGAGUUAUAGAAAUAAUGUUCAGUUGGACGGUGUGGUUUCCUCAGGAAGUUAAAAUCCGGGAUGCUUAUCAGAUGCUGAAGAAACAAGGAGUCAUAAAACAAGACCCCAAACUCCUAGAAGACAAAAUUUUACCACCUCCUUCUCCAAGACCUAAGAAUUCUAUUUUUGAUGUUGAUGAAGAGAAAUCCAAGCUCUUAGCAAGACUUCUAAAGAGCAACCACCCUGAGGACCUGCAGGCAGCCAACAGGCUGAUCAAGAGCAUGAUUAAAGAGGAACAAGAAAAAUCUGCCAAAGUGUCCAAAAGACUGAAUGCAAUUGAUGAGGUUCACAGCAGCGUUAAGCUACUGGGUGAAAUGCUGACCAGCUACAAGAGGCAGGAGUUCUCCAAAUCUGACCUAGAGAUUCUGCAGAGCCUGUUUGAACGCUGUGAGAAGCUCAGGCCACUGCUCUUCCGCCUUGCCAGCGAGACGACUGACGACGAUGAGGCUUUGGCGGAGAUUCUCCAGGCCAACGACAAACUCACCCAGGCGCUCGGCUUGUACAGGCAGGUUGUAGUGGGCCAUGACCAGGGCAGGAGGAGUUCGGUGACCAGCUCCACUGAUGCCUCAGCACCUCAGUCCCCGCUGGGCGGUACGAAGAGCUACACACUGAUCGACUUCUCCGAGCUGGGUUCCAUGCUCAAGUCUCUCCCGGAGCAGGGCGUGAACACGACAGCCGCGGCUCAGCACGGCAGCACCUCCGCCUGCCUGCUCGACGAGGAGCUAAUGUCAUUAGGUCUCAAUGAUUCCCCUGUUGGACAGAGACCGUCACCUGAUUUCAGCUCCGUACAGAGUGCUGGGCACAAUGGAUAUAAUCAAACUGGAAAUGCCGAUACCCAUCAAACCGUGGUGCUGGGGGACAGCUGGCAGGGCGGCUCGCCAGAGAGGAAUGCGCUUCAGGAUUUGGCAGGGCAGCUGUCUCCGCCUCCUGUGACCAGGCCAUUUCCAACGAACUUACCACCAGUGCAAUUGUCCGCGGCAGGCCUUCCGAGCAGUUUAGCUGCAGACGCUUUGUUCUCUGACCCAGCCUAUGAGCUGAAACCUGCUGCUCCUUCGCAGCCAGCCUCCAAUGAUGCUGCUUUGGCAAACCUUUUUGUCCCGCUCAUUUCAAUUACACCGAGCAGUAUCCCUCCAGUUACAGUGUAUGAUCAAGAUGGUUUCAAGGUCAUGAUCCAUUUCUCCAGAGACCUAGCCCCCGGGCGACCAGAUGUACUGGUGAUGGUGCUCUCCAUGCUCAGCACAUCCACUCAGCCAAUUAAGGACAUUGUGUUCCAGGCCGCGGUCCCAAAGGUUAUGAGAGUAAAGUUGCAGCCGGCGUCUGGUUCUGAGCUUCCUGCCUUCAGCCCUUUGCUCCCUCCAGCCGUGAUAUCCCAGGUUCUGCUGCUCGCCAACCCACACAAAGAGCCCAUCCGACUGCGGUACAAGCUAAUGUUCAGGCAGGGCGAGCGGCCCUUCAGCGAAGUGGGAGAGGUGACUGGCUUCCCGGAGGCCGAGCUGUGGCGCGGGAGCUGAACUGCUGCUUUGAUGGAACGUGGACAUUGCCGCAUCGCCUUAGUGCAGCCUUGGGGGGAGCCGACCUGGGAGGGGCAGGGGGAGGCGCCCGGCACCUGGAAAGCCGGGGUGGGCUCCAUGCUGGCUGCUCUCCCCGGGGCCCAGUCUCCCACUCCUGCUCCGGUUUUCCUUGCGGGUAUCUGGUAGGAGGGAGUGCAAACCAGCUGCUCCUGCUCUUGGCCUUACCGCAGCUUUCAUCCCUCCGGUGGCUGGAUGCUCCUUUUCUACCAGCAUUUCUGCUUUCUUCUGCUUGUUGAGCCAUUUCGCCCGCUGGCCUCUUCGAAAACAAUUCUCCGAUUCAGGCCCUGUUUGCUCCCAGGGCGGAGCAGCUCUUGAUGCUGGUGUCCGCAGUGUCUGGGGAUCGGUGCUCUGACCUCGCAGUGAUGGGUGUGGUGUGAGCACCUGGGAAUGGAACGGAACGACUGUGGCUUGAAACAGGGCCGGAUCCAUAAGCCAAACCUGUUGGGUAUUGCCACAGCCUCAGCACUGCAAGGGCCUGGGUCCUCACCCUUUACCCUGGGAUCCUCGGUGCCUUCUCAGCCUCACCGUGAUUCCUGAGGCAGCCUCCACGCUGGGCAGCAUCCCAGCAGGCAGGGCCCCCUGCAGCAUGGGGGUUUGUGUCUAUGCAAAGCUUAAGUUUCCUUCCUGGUCACUCAAAACUUAAGGGGAAAAAUGUAUAAAGAAUUUCACUGCUGCACAAGUGGAAACAUGGAUCAAGUACUAAGGCAUCUGAGCUGCUCCACGGGGAGAGCUUGUCUGGAGAAAUCACUUUGUACAUCCGUGUCUAGAUAAACCUCUGCUUAGGCCAGCUCUCCCCUUGUCCUCUGUGCCGGGAAGCAGGGGAGAAAGGACCCCCUGUGCUGUUAUUAGUGGAACGUGCCCAGCCAGCCAGUCCAGCGUCCUGUGCGUCGGGUUUUAUAAGAUGCUGAACUUGCACAUUUUUUAAUCAAAGUAUUUUUGACUCCUGGUUGUCAUUGUUGCUGCUGGUGACCGAAAUGCCAUAGCGUUAGUUAUCCCCAGCUUGGUGGAGUUUGACCACACAGGGGCGCUGUUUGAGCUUUUUAUUACUUUACAGAGCACUGGAUUCCCAGGUACAAUCAUAAUAAACAGCAUUUGCUUUGACAAGU
Molecule: messenger RNA, 4077 nt
Organism: Chrysemys picta bellii (western painted turtle)
Lineage: Eukaryota; Metazoa; Chordata; Testudines; Emydidae
Source: RefSeq, a predicted model, not a curated record